Physella acuta is the source of this 918-nucleotide messenger RNA. Its product is annotated as (2S)-[(R)-hydroxy(phenyl)methyl]succinyl-CoA dehydrogenase subunit BbsD. The record is from RefSeq and is a predicted model, not a curated record. Lineage: Eukaryota; Metazoa; Mollusca; Gastropoda; Physidae. Gene Ontology annotation, molecular function: oxidoreductase activity.
AAACUAGACAGUCAUAGCUACAUGUACGAUGGAGAAGCUAAGCCUCUUGGGACGUGUUGCAAUCGUAACUGGCAGUAGCUCGGGGAUGGGCGAGGCCACGGCCGUGCUGCUGGCCAAACGAGGGGCUAAAGUGACGCUCCAUGGCCGAGACGCCAAGAAACUGGAAGCCGUCAAACAAAAGAUUUGUGAGGCGGGAUCAAAACCAGACCAGGCAAUAAUUGUGAAAGGGGACAUCACCGAUGCCAAAGUCAGGUCCCUGCUGAUCAGUGAGACAAUCAAGAGUUUCGGCAGGCUCGACAUCCUGGUGAACAACGCCGGCUUCGGUAACCAUGGUUACAUCCGUGACCUCAAGGAACAGGACCUUGACGAGUGUCUCAACGGUCUGUUCAAGGCUCCGGUUCUCUUAAGUCAGGCAGCGCUGCCGCACUUGCUGAAGUCCAAAGGCAAUAUUGUGAACGUGUCAUCCGGUCUCACCAGCGAGCCGUAUCCUGGACUUUUUGCCUACGGAGCCGCUAAGGCCGCACUGGACUACUUCACCAACUGUGCCGCUGUAGAGUUUGGGAAGGCUGGUGUUCGAGUGAAUACGAUCAAUCCCGGUGUUAUCAUCACACCUAUCUACACAACAUUUACAGACUCGCCUGAGAGUAAAAACGCAGUUGGUGAUCUGUUAGCUCACCACCAGCGUAAAACGAUCCUAGGACGAAACGGCCAACCGGAGGAAAUCGCCGAGACCAUCGCCUUCAUGGUAUCGGAUGCCGCGAGCUUCAUGACCGCUGGUCAAGUGAUUGUGGACGCGGGUAGACACGUCAACUUCCAGAGCGGCGAGCCUGCCAAGUUCCCCACAUACGAGGAUUUGGUCGCCGAAUGAUCUGUGUGUUUAUAACCAUUGUAUGGUAAAUUAAAGCAUUAAACAAGAUA